UCCUUCAUAUAUGAUUUAAGUGGGUUUGGAGUUGGAGGAGGAGGCCUUAUGGGAAGACACUCUUGUUGUUUCAAGCAGAAGCUGAGGAAAGGCCUUUGGUCUCCUGAAGAAGAUGAGAAGCUUCUUAACUAUAUCACCAAACAUGGCCAUGGCUGUUGGAGCACUGUCCCUAAACUUGCAGGCUUGCAAAGGUGUGGAAAGAGCUGUCGAUUAAGAUGGAUCAAUUACCUUAGACCAGAUUUGAAAAGAGGCCCGUUCUCACAACAGGAAGAAGACUUAAUCGUUGAGCUCCAUUCAGUUCUAGGCAACAGAUGGUCACAAAUUGCUGCUCAGCUACCGGGAAGAACAGAUAACGAGAUAAAGAAUCUAUGGAAUUCGUGCAUUAAAAAGAAGUUGAAGCAAAAAGGCAUCGACCCGAACACUCACAAGCCGUAUCUAGACCAAGAAACCAACAAUAAUGGCAAGAACAACAGCCUUAUUAUCACAUCAAAUGAUCAAAAAAGCCAUGAAAAAGCUUCCCCAAUUCAAAGUCCAGACAUGUCCACCACUACUUUUGAGGCCUUUUCAAAUUUAUUCUCCCCAUCUCUCAAUUCAUGUGCUGUAGCUCCAAGUUCUACUUCUCAAGUUGUUCAUAAUACCAACAACAAUGGCUUCUUAUGGCAGCCAGAUGAGUUUCUUUCCGCUCCCUCCGACCUCAUGAGAAGUGAUUGGCAUCGUCACCCGACCCUCCAACCCGAACUCUUUUGGACCUAAACUUCACACGUACCCAUGAAAAUGUCGUCGUCCUCAUUCCUGAGAUAAACCCGUUAAUCAAUUAGAGUUUGAAGUUACUCGUACAGUCGACCUAAGCUAUAUUUGAAAGUGUGUAAAGCUCUCGUUGUUAUCUGUUAUAAUUAUUAUGUGAGACGAAGAUUUGAAAUUAUAAUAUCAUAACCAAUUGAAUUGUGUUCAU
Molecule: messenger RNA, 952 nt
Organism: Cucurbita pepo subsp. pepo (vegetable marrow)
Lineage: Eukaryota; Viridiplantae; Streptophyta; Magnoliopsida; Cucurbitales; Cucurbitaceae
Product: transcription factor MYB86
Source: RefSeq, a predicted model, not a curated record